Malassezia restricta is the source of this 396-nucleotide messenger RNA. RefSeq names its product NADH dehydrogenase (ubiquinone) 1 alpha subcomplex subunit 6. Gene Ontology annotation, biological process: response to oxidative stress. Bases 1 to 396 code for a protein of 131 amino acids. The record is from RefSeq and is a predicted model, not a curated record. Lineage: Eukaryota; Fungi; Basidiomycota; Malasseziomycetes; Malasseziales; Malasseziaceae. The transcript is spliced from 3 exons.
AUGACGACGAUUCCAGCUCGGCUGGCCAAGGCGGCACAGGUGUCGCACUCGUUGGCGCACGCCCAGAGCCGUGCGCGCUCGCUGUAUCGCAGCUUCUACCGUUCGGUGCCGGAGAUUUGUGCUCUGUACCCGCUAGAUGUGCCGCCCGCUCUGUUGCGUGCCAAGAUCCGCACCAAGUUUGAGCGCUAUCGCCAUGUGACGGAUGUGGCCGUGCUCGACAUUCUUCUGCACAAGGGCCACACAGAAUACCAAGAGACGAUGAACGCUUGGAAGCAGGCGCCCCAUGUCAUGCAGUGGUUCCGUGAGGAAGAGGCACCGGCCAAACCCGAGACGUUCCUGGGCAAGUUUUAUGCUACGCGUGAUGAGGGUCGUGGUCCCACGCACGAGGGUCUCUAG